AGUUACUCUAGUUAAGUAUUUGCGUCUUGUGCAACUGUAAUAAAAUAACACGCGAAAACAGUUUACAGAACGGAUUAGUCACCGAGGUAGCAAGCUAAACAGCGUGAACAAGAUGUUGCGAGCAGUGUAGCCGCAGCGUGCACUGCGCACUGCUCGACCAGCGUUUUCAAGGGCAGUGGCUCCACGCUUGGCCUCCGCCGAUGGCAUGAAGGUUGAGAGCUGGCCGGCGGGGGGCCGCCAGUAUCGCUGCCCGACCACGGGCUGUGGACGCCUGUUCAGCUCAAAGUUCAAGCUGCUUCGGCACGCACUCAUCCACGGUGGUGAGCGGCCCUUUCAGUGCCCGUCGUGCGAGCGCCGCUUCCACCGCAAGGACCACCUCAAGACGCACCAGCAGGUACACGACCCCAACAAGGCGCUGCACACGUGCGCGCUGUGCGGCAAGAAGUACAGCUCGGCACUCUCGUUCCGCAAGCACUCAGCACUGCAUGCGGCGGAGGCGGGCGACCCUGUCUGCCGCCUGUGUGGCGCGGCCUUCGCACGCCGUGAAGAUGUCCUGCUGCACCUGAAGGUGCACUCCGGUGCCUCUUCACGACUCGUCAAGCCGCCCACCGAGCGCCGUUUCAAGUGCGACCGCUGCGAGCGCUCUUUCUUCACGCGCAAGGACGUCAAGCGUCACCUGGUGGUGCACACGGGCCAGCGCAACUUCCAGUGCCAGUUCUGCCCGCAGAAGUUUGGUCGCAAGGACCACCUGGUCCGUCACACCAAGAAGACGCACCAUGGCCAGGCAGCCGCUGCCCCCUGGGCGACGGCCUUCGCACCCUCCACAACUGCCAUGAGCGUCGUCUCGGCUGCCACUAUGGCUGAGGAACCACCGCACCACCAUCGCCCGCCUCCUCCGCCGGCCAAUCCGACCCUUUUGUUAACGGGUGGUUAUUGUGGCGGGCCUAGCAUUGUUGCAGCGCCUCCACCACCUCUGCCACACUUCAGCCAGGCCUUCCAGUAGAGCCUUUCAAAUGGUCUCCGUUUCCCAAACGGCGCUUGUUGCCAGAAUGCACUGGUUGUAAGCCGGGCAUUCCAGUAGACAAGCGACAACCCCCUCCCCCUUUUUUAAAAUUCUUUCUUUCUCUUGUCUCGCUGAAAAGUCUUGACAACAGCUGUGUCCUGUCCUGCUAGGCUUGCUUCCAGUACGUGUUGGGUCAAGUGUGUUGCACGAGAGCAGCUUCACUGAGCAACGCUAAACACACGCUCAAGUGCGCCAUGGCGUGACUUAGAAGUCACCCUAUUACUACUAUGGAUGACAACUGCAGUUAGUGGGUUGUGAGUGAUAAUCCUUCCUUCAACUUUUUGCGGGUAUCACCACACCACUGGCAGGUGCAGCGCCAUGUAGGAUGAUUUCUAAACAAAUGUUGAUGUUUACGCAGUAAUGAUGUCAUCAGACCAUGUAGCAUGGCACUGGUCCUGCACAUUUUGUUGUCAAUAUUAGGAUGGUGCUCAAGUUCGAGGCCAGAAGCUCUGGUUAUCAGUGCCUUAAAUCUCCUCAGUUUAUGGUAUCUACUUCCUCAGUAACGCCAGUUCAAGUUGCAUGUGUACUAUGCCAGUGUUUGUUCUGAAAGAUCUGUCUUUGCACAUUUGCAAAACAAAGUCCUCCAUUUAUUGCAAGGCCUGUGAUGAUGUGCAAGAGAUGCAGCAGAACUAGAUCUCUCUAGCCUUGUCCGGUGUUAUAACUAAUCUUUUUUUUUUUUUCAUAUUGCAAUAACUCUGGCAAGUGAAGCAUGAAGUGCCAGUGUGAAGGCACAGACGUGAUUGCAGCAAGUGUUCCGUUUUCACGCACAUUUUACUAAAGUUCUGCUUCCAGCAGUUGUUAAAACGCCAGAUAAAUUAGCCGCAUUUGUUCCAUUGUUGCCAAUUUAUGAUGUCAACCUGUUGCACACUGAAUGACUAGCAUGUAGGUCAUGGGAGCUUCACCCCCACCCUGCAUGUGCUUCAGCAGAUACGCUUAGAUUUAAUCACACUUGCACAGGCCUUCUUUCAAGAAUGAAAAUUGGAAAGACAAAUACUCACACUCCUGAUUGCGAGUACAUGCAUGCGUACUAUAGCAUUCCAAGCAGUUCUUGCUGGAGUCAAGUGCCAAUCACAUGAUAGUAAUAAGAAUAGUGGAUAUUUAGAGUAUGGUGUUUUCAAGUUUGGAAUACUGACAUCAGUUGUCAUUGUCUGUCACUAUGUUCAAAACUAGCAGGCCAUUAGUUCUUGUGCUUGAAUAUGCCUCUUAGCACAGUCCAUAUACAGGCACUUAAUGUGCUGCUACCUCAAGAUGUUCAAUGCCACGGGAGUGCGCAUGUUUUUCUCGCACUCCUGUUGAUGGCAGUGCACUUUGUUUCGUGCGUACCUGAAUAUACCGGUGAAAGUCGAGUCAACAUUGGCGCGGGGAAGCCCUGAAAAAUGGAGGUGAAAUUAAUUGGUGCACACCGCAACGCCGGCUGCCUGCGCGGCACCUUCAGUGUGUUCAGAUGAUGUACCUGUUUUUACUCUUUAGCUCUUUUACACCAAGUAUUUUACGAGUCUUUUUUUAUAUAGCCAUAUAUGUUGCCUUAUACACACGUGCAUAUUUUAUCUUUACAUGAGUGUUGACUACCUCCAGGGGAGAUCUGCCUCUGUUCCCGGUGAGAUUCCGGUGUCCCCCUUUUUCGAGACCAGUGAUGUAUGUGUUCAUUUUUGUGCCUUUUUCUGCACCCCCUUUUAAGCCAAGGAGGGCUUGGCCCACGCUCUGCUUGGUACCCAGAUUGCAAUACGUCUUAUUUUUCUCGUUGUACCUGCGGCUAUGCCACUUGUGCCAUCAUCCUUGUUUUAUAGCAGAGUGGUGUACGUCAUUCCCAAUGUAUUUGUGGCUGUUGCAAUGCUUUUUGCAUAGAUACUUGUUUAUUAGCCGACCACGCAAACUAGAGUUGACUUGCAAUAAUUAAAACUACUUUCAAUUUAACGUUUUGGUUAGUUUUAUGUUUAUGUUGGUCUGCCAUGGUUCCAGUGAAUUUUUAAAUUGUACAGUUCAAGUUAUACCUUCUGCCGCAGCCUGUUUAAGCUGCCGCAUUCACAGCACAGCACAGAGCAAACCGAUCAAAAUGUAGCUGGGUAUAGUUGGUAUAAAGCAGCAACGCUUACGUUUUUUUAUAUAUACCACUCAUGACUGGUUAGUCUUACUGAUAGUGCAAUAGGAGCGCCAUUCAAAUCGGAAAGGAAUUGGCGCAGAAUCACUAUAUCAUUGUAAGCUGCACUGUUGAAAAUUGGCAUUAACAAACCAGUAGUACAUUUGACUCAGAUAUCUGGUGAACCUAUUGUGCACAUACCCAUUUGCACAAUACUGCUAUCACGAACUAACGUAUACAUUACUGACGAAAGAAAGCUCCAUCUCUUAGCAGUUUUGAAUUAAUGCAAGUCGACCAUGUUGCAUAAUUAUGUGCACUUGACGAUAGGAACAUGUUUUGUACCUGAAUGAAUCGUUACAUGUCUGAAGUUGGCCAAGGAUUUAUAAGGAGUGAAGCAUCUGAUGAAUUGCAUUUACUUUGAUGCGGAAAAUAAUGAAGUUGCAGGCUAGUUGAUUUAUGAUUACAGGUCAGGUAGCACAGACAGAUGUAUGACUCAAAUUUUGGGGGCAUACUCCGAGAGCAUGUGCAGUUUCUUGCAUGUUAAUUUUGGAAUGUGCAAUUUGCAUAGUGGUACUUUGUGAUGCCAAAAAUAAUCGAGUUGCAGGCUAGUUUAUUUACGAUUACAGGUCAGGUAGCACUGACAGAUGUAUUAUUCAAAUUUUGGGGGCAUACUCCGAGAGCAUGUGCAGUUUCUUGCAUGUUAAUUUUGGAAUGUGCAAUUUGCGUAGUGGUACUUUGAUGCCAAAAAUAAUCGAAUUGCAGGCUAAUUUAUUUACGAUUACAGGUCAGGUAGCACUGACAGAUGUAUGACUCAAAUUUUGGGGGCAUACUCCGAGAGCAUGUGCAGUUUCUUGCAUGUUAAUUUUGGAAUGUGCAAUUUGCGUAGUGUUACUUUGAUGCCGAAAAUAAUCGAGUUGCAGGCUAGUUUAUUUAUGAUUACAGGUCAGGUAGCACAGACAGAUGUAUUAUUCAAAUUUUGGGGGCAUACUCCGAGAGCAUGUGCAGUUUCUUGCAUGUUAAUUUUGGAAUGUGCAAUUUGCGUAGUGGUACUUUGAUGCCGAAAAUAAUCGAGUUGCAGGCUAGUUUAUUUACGAUUACAGGUCAGGUAGCACUGACAGAUGUAUUAUUCAAAUUUUGGGGGCAUACUCCGAGAGCAUGUGCAGUUUCUUGCAUGUUAAUUUUGGAAUGUGCAAUUUGCAUAGUGGUGCGAGACUAUUCAAAAAGUUUUAAUUGAAUAAUAUACUUUUCAUUGUUCGGAGUUCCAUCGUAACUGCUUGUAAACAAUAUUUCUUCAAUAUAGCAAAAUGCCAAGGAUACCCAAGUUAAUGUAAAAUCGGUGCAAAAGUACAAGCGAGUCCCUAAGGGCAUAGUAUAAGCAUAAAACAUAAAAACAUCUUAUGUUUUAGUUCAGCAGGCUACUUCAGUUCGUGAGCAAGGGUUUUCCAGCUGUACAGUGCUGUUUUUCGUACUCUGAGAUGUGCAUGCAAAGAACCUCUUUAUUGGUUCCUUAUGGACAACUUGUGGUUUAAUGAUAAAUUUGCGAGUACAAGCAUGCAAACAUCUGUUCCAGUGUUGAAAACAUGCUUGAAAUUUGAUUUGCUCUCGGAAAUGAAUUGCUUGCACACCCCUAAAAGUCUGUGUGAAACGACGAAGUGUUGCAUGCACAGAUGCUUCUCAAAGGUUGCAAAAAUGGGAGCUGUACUGGAUGGAAAUUUCGCAUCACGGAAUUGCCAUAGAGGUUGCAAUGCGGAUUCCUGUUCUGCUUUUGAUCAACCUGUGAAGUUCAAGUUGCAAUAGGCUGUAAAUAUGUAGGACCAAUAACUGGUGCUAAUUCUGCUACGAAUUUAGAAAAAAGAAAUUAACACACAUCGACAACAUGUUAUGCUGAAAUAAAAUGCAGUUAGUCCCUUUUACUUGGCUGCAGAACAAAGUACAGUACUUGUGGAUUCAAACCAGACAUCUAAAAUUUUUAAUAUAACCACUGAUAUGCGCAAUUGCUCAAGAUAAUCACGGCACAUCGCAACGAAUCUGGUCUCUAAAGAUGUUGCCUCUGAACUACGUGUUCGAGUUGAAAUUACGCCGAUGUGACCCAAACUUAAGGCUGUGGAAACUAAAGAAUGCGCGUUACUUACCCCGACUUGUCCCGUUUCAAUCCUAGAGUAUUGUACUUCUUGACAAAUUUGGCAGGCACGUGAAGUCUGCGUUCAUUAACUGGCACUGCGAAAUUUGGAUUUGUCCAGUAAACCCAGAGUUUAUGGUUAUGCCUUGCACCUUUCCUGUUGCAUUAACCACCUGUUUCAGUGCAUGCCAAAGUUAGAUUUUCCCUAGUAUAGAAUUUUUGUUCUGACGAAAGGUAAACUGUAUGCCCAAGGCAUAGAGAAACGUCCCUUACGUAGAUGGGGUAUCAAAUCCACCACAGUUGCCUUUCCACUGUAGUAUUCUUGUUAAUCAAGCCGCAAAACCAAAGAUGCUCCGGUAUGUUUGAACGUGGAAGCACUUUGUGAAGUCAAUGGUAUAGCUGCACAAUAUUUCUCAUACCAGUUACUGUUUGAAAGACUCCUGUUUUCAUGUAGCUUCACACUUAUGAAAGUGAUUUUGUAAAGCGAAUUUGCUAUGUUUGUAACCUGCAAAAGUUCGUACUACUGAGCCAAGUGUUUACGAUGGUGUUACAUGCCAAGUUCUCAAUUCAUCGGGCUCGCCAAUGUAUCACAGGUUGAAGGAACUUGUGCAGCAAUACUUAUCUCACAAAAAAAAAGGAGCCUCUUGCAGUGCACAGGGCCAUUUCUUGUGGCCCUCCUUGGCUGGUUGCAGAUGUACCUGAGCCCAGAUGUAGACAACGGGCACCCCCCCUAGUCAUCCCCAGACGACUGGGGCUGGCCAUAAAGCAUGCUCAGAAGUGCCUUCCUAUUUUGCUUGUACCUCAUGUAGUCCCGGUGUGUCACGUUUAUUUUUUUUUAUACAAUAAACAUACUCCCAAUCAAA
Molecule: messenger RNA, 6122 nt
Organism: Rhipicephalus sanguineus (brown dog tick)
Lineage: Eukaryota; Metazoa; Arthropoda; Arachnida; Ixodida; Ixodidae
Product: zinc finger protein PLAGL1
Exons: 2
Coding region: 206-1003 (265 amino acids)
Cellular component (GO): nucleus
Source: RefSeq, a predicted model, not a curated record